GCAGCGCGGGUCCGCACGGGAGUCGCUCAUUUCGGUCGGAGGGUCGGUGGGGCGGCGGAACCCGAGCGGCCUGCUGGGGCCCCCGCCCCUGCAUCGCUUCCUAACUCCCAGUCCUCAGAGAAGCUCUCACAGUCCCCGGACUGGGUCCCAGUUGCCUUUCCGAACGGCAAGCCUCAGUUUCUCGGUGGCACUUGGACUCUCGCCGUGGGAGGGAGACCGGUCAGCAGUCUCCAGCCGCAGAUUCGUGGACCCUUUUCACAGACGCUUCGCGCAGCCUCAGAUUGCCUUGGAUGAUGGCCUGCGUCUGACAGUCCCAUCAGCUCUUCUCAGCGCUCCUGAGGCCACAGCUGUCAGCUCCUCUGACCCUCAGCACUUGCCUGGAACGCGGAGGAGAGGAGAUGGGCCUCAUGAGGGAGGAGGGAGACUGAAUUCGCAGUACUCAGCCAGGUCCCGAGGCAGGACAGACACCCCAGGGCGUGUGGACAGCCCAGGUGAGAAGAAGCCAGCCCGAGUGAGGAAGAGUCACGCCUCCUGCUGCUGUGGCCAGUGGGAUUCAGAGAGUCAGAGGAAACAGAUGAUGACGGCACCCCCGCCCACUAUGGCAGCCUCCCCGCUCCCACCGCCAGACCCCCAGUUUGUCCUCCGAGGUACCCAGUCGGCAGUGCAUGCGCUGCAUUUCUUCGGAGGAGCCCGAGGACAGGAGCGCCCACUCCUCCUCUCAGGGUCCCUGAGUGGGCUGGUGCACAUCUGGAGCCUGCAGACGCGGAGGGCGGUUGCUACGCUGGACGGCCACGGGGGCCAGUGUGUGACCUGGCUGCAGACACUGCCCCAGGGGCACCAGCUCCUCAGUCAAGGUCGGGACCUGAAGCUGCGCCUAUGGGACCUGGCAGAGGGCAGAAACGCCGUCGUGGACUCUGUGCCCCUGGAGAGCUUGGGCUUCUGCAGGAGCUCCGUCCUAGCCAGGGGUCAGGAGCGUUGGAUGCUGGCUGUGCCGGGGAGAGGUAGUGAAGAGGUUCAGAUUCUGGAGAUGCCAUCCAAGACGUCAGUGUGCACCCUGAAGCCGGAGGCAGAUGCCAAGCCGGGCAUGCCCAUGUGCCUGGAGCUGUGGCAGGCUGACUCCAGUCCCCGCCCACUCCUCCUGGCUGGCUAUGAGGACGGAUCGGUGGCCCUGUGGGACGUCUCUGAGCGGAAGGUGUGCAGCCGCGUUGCCUGCCACACGGAGCCCGUCAUGGGCUUUGACUUUGACUCCCAGAAGGCCAGGGGCGUCUCGGGCUCCGCGGAGAAGGCGCUGGCUGUCUGGAGCCUGGAUGAGCAGCAGGCCCUGCAGGUGUGCGGAACUCACGAACUCACCAAUCCUGGGAUCGCUGAUGUCAAGAUCCGGCCAGACCGCAAGAUCCUGGCCACUGCAGGCUGGGACCAUCGUGUCCGUGUGUUUCACUGGAGGACGAUGAAGCCACUGGCUGUACUGUCCUUCCACAGUGCCACUGUCCACUGUGUGGCCUUUGCCACCGAUGGCUUGCUGGCCGCAGGGUCUGGUGAUCAGCGCAUCAGCAUCUGGUCACUCUACCCGAUCUGCAGAGACGCGUCCACUCCCUUGUUGGGACAUGCUGAGGGCGGGGAGGUGGGCGCCCAUGCUUUGGCCUGACCCAGGCAUGUGGAACCCGUGCAUCGGGACACCCCCCCGCCCCCAGACAGCCAGUCACAGUUCUCCUCUUCCAGUUACAAGAGGUGCUUGGUCCAUGGUUCGUUUUCUGCACAAGGCGUGUGUUUCCUUUUGUGGAAUACAGCAUCUGUACGACAGUGA
Molecule: messenger RNA, 1804 nt
Organism: Ailuropoda melanoleuca (giant panda)
Lineage: Eukaryota; Metazoa; Chordata; Mammalia; Carnivora; Ursidae
Gene: GNB1L
Product: G protein subunit beta 1 like
Exons: 10
Coding region: 575-1645 (356 amino acids)
Molecular function (GO): protein binding
Source: RefSeq, a predicted model, not a curated record